Molecule: messenger RNA, 384 nt
Organism: Stylonychia lemnae
Lineage: Eukaryota; Ciliophora; Spirotrichea; Sporadotrichida; Oxytrichidae
Source: the annotation of a GenBank genome assembly
AUGAACUAUAAGAAAUCUCACCCCGACCAAGAUAUGAGAAAGAAGGAGUCAGAAAAGAUCAGAGAGAAGUACCCAGACAGAAUCCCAGUCAUUUGUGAGAAAUCUCAGACUUCAAAGCUCCCAGAUAUCGACAAAUCCAAAUACUUGGUACCAAAUGAUCUAACAUCAUAUCACUUCAACUAUAUCAUCAGAAAGAGAAUCAAGCUCCCCGAAAAGGAGUCUCUUUACUUCUUCGUGAAUGGAAAAUAUUUGCUCAAGGGAGACACUUUAAUGGCACAUGCUUAUGAAUAGAAAAAGGAUGCUGAUGGAUUCUUGUAUAUCACCUACACUGAGGAAUCUACCCUGGGUGCUUUCCUUGAAGAGAAUAAUAUCUAACUAGAUUGA